AUGAAGACCUACGAUGUUGUGAUUAUCGGCGCCGGUCUGUCAGGCAUCAACUGCGCAUACCGGCUGCAAACCGAGACCCCGGAAACGAGCUUCACCGUGCUCGAGGGGCGAGAGGAUGUCGGCGGAACCUGGGACCUAUUCAAAUUCCCCGGGGUGCGUUCGGACUCGGACCUAUCCUCCAUGGGCUUCGCGUGGCAUCCGUGGCCGUACAAGCAGGUCUUCGCCGAGGGAGCGCUGAUCAUGGAGUACAUCAAGGACGCCGUGGCCAAGCACCACAUAGACAAGCACAUCCAGUUCCAGCAAAAGGUCGUCUCGGCCAGCUGGUCGUCACAAUCCAAGAAGUGGGAGCUUGUGGUGGCGGCUCAGGGACAAACGCGACACAUCACGGGAAGCUUCCUGGUCCUCGGGACGGGGUAUUACGACUAUGAGACACCACUGCAGACGAUCAUCCCCGGCCUUGACAACUUCAAGGGCAAGACAAUCCACCCACAGUUCUGGCCGGAGCAAUACGACCACAGCGGCCAGAAGCUUGCCGUCGUCGGUAGCGGGGCCACCGCCGUGACCCUGUUGCCCCGCCUAGCCCAGCAAGCUGCCGAGAUCACGAUGGUGCAGCGGAGCCCUACCUACAUCGGCGCCAAGCCAGACGCGACGCCGCUCUCCUCGUGGGCCCGGAAGCUGUUCCCCCUCUCCUGGGUGGUGGUCUGGGAGCGCUUCUACCACAUCACGACCUGCUACCUGCUCGUCCUCUUCUGCAGGGCCUUCCCCCAGGCCGCGAAAGGCGCCAUCCUGAAGGAGGCCGCUGCCGCGCUGCCGGAGGACGUCAAGGUGAAGCCGCACUUUGAGCCAAACUACAUGCCCUGGGAUCAACGGCUGUGCCUGGCGCCGGACGGGGACUUCUUCGGGACCCUCCACCGCAAGAACGCCCACGUCGUCACGGGUGAGAUCGACACCGUGACGGAGCACGGCAUCCGGAUGAAGGACGGCACCUCUGUCGAGGCCGACGCCAUCGUCACGGCCACGGGGCUCAACAUGAAGCUCGGGGGAGGCGUGGAGCUCGCGGUCGACGGGGAGGCCGUGUCCUGGGGGAAGAGGAUGGUCUGGAACGGCGCGAUGCUGGACGGGGUGCCGAACCUGGUGUUCAUGCUCGGCUUCACCGACGGCGCCUGGACGCUCGGGGUCGACGCCGCCGCCAUGAUCCUCGUGAGGGUCCUCGGGAACAUGCGCCGGGCCCAGGCGGUGUCGGUGACCCCUCGUGCGCCCCAGGAGGUGACCUUGGAGACGAGGCGCGUGUGGACGACCGAUGCGACAUACCGCCAGCUUGCUGAUCAUCGCUUGCCUGUGUACGGUGUCAAGGGGCCUUGGGGGCCCAGGAGAGUGAGUCCGUUUGCGGAUUAUCUUCAUUCGCGGUGGGGGAACGUGACGAGUGACCUCGAGUUCCGAACGGCGAAUGCUUGA
Diaporthe citri is the source of this 1455-nucleotide messenger RNA. RefSeq lists its product as uncharacterized. Bases 1 to 1455 code for a protein of 484 amino acids. Lineage: Eukaryota; Fungi; Ascomycota; Sordariomycetes; Diaporthales; Diaporthaceae. Gene Ontology annotation, molecular function: flavin adenine dinucleotide binding; NADP binding; N,N-dimethylaniline monooxygenase activity. The record is from RefSeq and is a predicted model, not a curated record. The transcript has a single exon.